ACCAGCCCAAGAUGCCUUUGUGGUCAGAUGAGGCAAUGUGAGCGCUUCAGGCUCUAGAGGUCUCCAUCCAGCAUGCAGCAACAUCCACCUAUCGGAAUUCUUCCCCUCACUGUCUAGUGCAGCGGACAGCGGUAUAGGAAGGAGAGGAGAACGUUCAGAGCCACGGAGACAGAGGGAACCUGAGACACGCACGCGUCCCGAACGACACAGAAAGGAAGGGAACUUUGAUUUGACGCGUGGCCGAUAAUGAUGAAAUUGAUGACACGAAAGAGCUGCAUUCCUUAGUGAAGGGAAUAAUUUACAUUUCGAGUGUUCCAAUAUAUAAUGUCCUUGGAUCCCUGCUCAUUGUAGAUUAUAUUUAAUUGCUCUCUCCUAUUUCUGAAAUCUUUCUUUAUUGUGAUUGUACACUUCGUUCACCCGCAUGAAUUUUAAGGCAGUCUGAGCGCAUUGUUUCCAGCUUCGUCGCAUGGGAUUUCCAGUCGUGUCGGGUGCGGUGAUGUCUGCAACAUUUCGCUCUUUGUUUCUGGUGCUGCUGAGCCUGCUGACGGCCGGCGCCCAGACAGAAAUGAAGAGAGUCGUCGGAGACAACACCACCCUGCCGUGCCACCAUCAGUUCUGGCAAUCCAAUGUGCAGUUGCUUGACAUCGAGUGGCUACUGCAGAAGCCCAACUCCAAGCAGAGAGUGAUCAUCACGUUUUUCGGGGGCCAGGUUUACACCAACGAGGUGACCAGCGGGACCAGUCGUCUGUCUUUCGCUGGGGACUACCUGAAAGGAGACGCCUCCCUGCUCCUCAGUGACUUACAGCUGACCGACUCUGGGGAGUACUACUGCAAGGUCAAGAUGGGGGGAAAGUACCACUGGAGCCAAGUCAACCUCAUAGUGCUGGUGAAGCCCUCUAAGCCACGAUGCUGGAUGGACGGCAGGCUGCUGGAGGGCAGUGAUGUUAAACUGAGCUGCAAAUCCAGUGACGGCUCAGACCCUAUCAAAUACAAUUGGGAGAGGGUGCUGGAUAAGGGAAAGAGUGUUGGGAACCUCCCCCUACUGGCACUGAGAGAUCUGAAGAAUCCAGAGAUCGUCACCCUGCGGAACCUGACGAAGGACAGUACAGGUGUCUACAAGUGCACUGCCAGCAAUGACGUUGGCGAGGAGAACUGCAUCAUCGAGGUCACCAUGCAGUAUGUUCGAGGGAUGGGCGUGCUGGCAGGUGCCGUGGUGGGCGUCUCCUUUGGUGUUCUCCUCAUCAUCCUAAUCAUCUGGCUCGUCUUCCGCAAGAAGGAGAAGAAGAAGUAUGAGGAGGAGGAGACUCCCAAUGAGAUCAGGGAGGAUGCAGAGGCUCCCAAGGCCAAGCUGGUGAAGCCCAACUCACUGUCCUCAUCCCGCUCUGGCAGCUCCCGCUCCGGGGCCUCCUCAACACAGUCCAUGGUGCACAACACCGCACCCCACGGGCACCGCCCUCGGCCCCCAGCGAUAGCUGCCCUUAAGGAGAAUGGACAACCCCCUGACUUCCCCCAGUCCCCCCCAGCAUACACAACGGUGGUACCCCCAACAAGACCCCUGAGCCCCUGGCACCCCCAAAUUCAACAUCAACUCCAGGAAACAGAUCUCUGGGCCCACUCCCCCCACUCUCAUGGUCCCUGCCCAGACCAAGGCCUUUCAAACUGUGUAGGAUGGAGAAGAAAGUCUGUCCUGGCUAUGUUGAUGUGUAAAACCCACCCUUUCAAAGACACAAACUCUUCCGUUAAACAACGAAAUGCAAGUAGUAAAAGGAUGUAAUUAAAAUAAUCAAUAAUAUAAACCCCAAAACUUUUAAUGAAUGCAUACUUUAAAAGGGAAAAUAAGAAAUGCUUGCCCCCUACUGAAUAAAAAACAACAAAAACAAAAAAA
Molecule: messenger RNA, 1885 nt
Organism: Oncorhynchus tshawytscha (Chinook salmon)
Lineage: Eukaryota; Metazoa; Chordata; Actinopteri; Salmoniformes; Salmonidae
Product: CXADR-like membrane protein
Exons: 7
Coding region: 467-1774 (435 amino acids)
Cellular component (GO): cytoplasmic microtubule; cell surface; membrane
Source: RefSeq, a predicted model, not a curated record